AUGCAGAGGCAACUCUACUGGCAGGCACCUUCUGAGGAGACUUUCAAGGUCAAUGUGGAUGGGGCCAUUUUUCAUGAAAAAAAUAAUGCAGGUGUGGGCAUCAUUGCAAGAGAUAAUGAGGGAGAGGUCUUACUGUCAGUAAGCAUGAAAGAACAGGCAAUUAUGGAUCCUAUGGACAUAGAGCUUUUGACAAUUCUGAGGGGACUGCAAUUAUGUAUUCCCCUAGGACUACAAGUACUGUAUAUUGAAAGUGAUUCUCUUCUAUCAGUGACAGCAGUAACAACUUCUGAAGUUUCAAGCAUGCUUGGUAAUAUAAUCUCAAAUAUCAAGCAACUCAUGAAUUGA
Juglans regia (Persian walnut) is the source of this 345-nucleotide messenger RNA. RefSeq lists its product as uncharacterized. The transcript has a single exon. Gene Ontology annotation, molecular function: nucleic acid binding; RNA-DNA hybrid ribonuclease activity. The coding region runs from base 1 to 345 and encodes 114 amino acids. The record is from RefSeq and is a predicted model, not a curated record. Lineage: Eukaryota; Viridiplantae; Streptophyta; Magnoliopsida; Fagales; Juglandaceae.